AUGUGUCUCCUGUUUCUUAUCCUGUGGAUCGAAUUCUGGUGCAGCAACGUCGCGUCCUCGACGGAGCCAACGGAGGACAGGGGCCUGGGACGAUCGAAAAGAGAAUUCGCGGAGAAGUACCUGGUGUUUCCCGAAGGCAGUAACGUUCAACUGGUGUACUGCAUGACCAUCAGCACCUACGCGAAGCCUGCGGGACUGUUCACGAUCGGACUGACGGCUGGCCAGGCUUGGCAGCUGCCCUCGAAGAGCACGCUGUCGGGCAAGCUCGGGGAUUAUCAUCGUCGAAGCAGAAGGCAGCUGUAUCGCAAGAUGGAGCUGCUUUUGGGAAGCCGGGGCAAGGAUGGAAGAGCCUGCAUCUUGAAGGCGAUCUGCAACGCUGCUAGAAGGAGCCGAAGAGAGAUUGGGAAUCGGCCUUUCUUCCAGGAGAUCCUGCACGCCGUCUUCGAAUUGCCAGCCAGCUACCACGAGGCUGAUCCAAUGACCGACUACGAGAGAGCUUACUACCUGAAAGAGAAUUGCAACGAGGCGCAAUACGGAUGCCCGGACAUGUUCUGA
Molecule: messenger RNA, 555 nt
Organism: Eufriesea mexicana
Lineage: Eukaryota; Metazoa; Arthropoda; Insecta; Hymenoptera; Apidae
Exons: 4
Coding region: 1-555 (184 amino acids)
Source: RefSeq, a predicted model, not a curated record